Molecule: messenger RNA, 1251 nt
Organism: Penicillium olsonii
Lineage: Eukaryota; Fungi; Ascomycota; Eurotiomycetes; Eurotiales; Aspergillaceae
Source: the annotation of a GenBank genome assembly
AUGCUCAUACACUUCUUCUGGAAACAGCUAACAGGGACAGGAAACAUUGGCAACGCAAAGACUGCCGGUCUCGAUACUGAUCUUGGUCUCAGUGACUAUCAGUGGUCCUGGGUUUUAUAUGCAUUCUACAUUUGCUACAUUGUCUUCGAAUGUUGGGGAGCAGCGGCCAUGUGUAGCGGCGCAGUCAACACAUUUGCCCAGCUCCUCGCCACACGCUCAUUGCUGGGUGUCUUUGAAGCCGUGUUUGGCUGUGGAGCUCCCUACUUUCUCUCGCUCUUCUACCAACGAAAGGAAUUAGGACUCAGAGUCUCUCUUCUUCUCGGCAUGUCGCCAGUCGCCAACUGCUUUGCCUCAGCCUUGGCAUAUGGUAUCACUCAUAUCAAAGACUCAUUAGAGCCGUGGAGAUACCUUUUCAUAAUCGAGGGUGCUCCAACUGUGCUAUUCUCGGUGGUAGUAUACUUCUACCUCCCCGACUCCCCAGGAACAGCCAAAUUCCUCACAGAAACAGAGCAAACCGAAGCCGUAGAGCGGCUCCACGAAGUCGAUACAACAGCGAAGAACAAAGUGCGGUGGUCUCAAGUGCUCAGCGGUCUAAAAGACUACAAGAACUGGAUCCACAUGUCCAUUCACUUCUGCUGCAACUACUCUUUCGCCGGACUGUCGAAUUUCCUCCCCUCGAUCAUAAAAGCCAUGGGAUACACGUCCAUCAACGCACAGGGUCUGUCCGCACCCCCAUACCUAGUAUCAUUCCUCUGCUGCGUCGCGGCAGCAUUCCUAUCGGAUCGAAUCGCCAAUCGCGGAGGCUUGAUUACCUUUUUUGCAAUCCUCGGCACAGCAGGAUACCUCAUGUUGACAUGUUUGGAUGAAACGAAGAACUCGGCGCGAUAUGCAGGCAUCUGGCUUGCUACGUGUGGUAUUUUCCCCGCUCUGGCACUGAAUAUUACUUGGCUGCUUAACAAUCAGGGAGGAGAGAGUAAGAAAGGAGCAGGGAUGGCAAUUCUGGCCGUUUUUGGUCAAACAUCCAGUCUGGUCAGUAGUUCUGUGUUUCCGGAUGCUGAUGCGCCGCUGUAUACGAAAGGUUGUGCGAUUGGGAGUGCGUUGACGGGUUGUAUUGCUCUUCUUGCGGUUGGGUUGAGUGUCAGUUUGAUUAGGGAGAAUCGGAGGAGGGAUCGAUUAUAUGGGACUGUUCAUGAUGAGAGGGUUGAUGUUACUGAUGGGGACUCCAAUGUCAAGUUUAGGUAUUUGAUUUGA